This is a messenger RNA of Oryza sativa Japonica Group (Japanese rice), 1352 nucleotides long. RefSeq names its product protein Rf1, mitochondrial. The record is from RefSeq and is a predicted model, not a curated record. NCBI's taxonomy places the organism in Eukaryota, Viridiplantae, Streptophyta, Magnoliopsida, Poales, Poaceae. Gene Ontology annotation, molecular function: protein binding.
UUUCUGGUUUUUUUUCCCAAGAGCGCCGCACACAACUGCGCAAGAGAUCGAUCGCGAUCACCCUGCUCGUCGCCGAUCUCCUACACCAUCCCUGCCAUCUCCUUCCCCUCCACUGGCUGCUGCUGCACCUGUCAGCUAGGGCGGGCAUGGCGCGCCGCGCCGCUUCCCGCGCUGCUGGCGCCCUUCGCUCGGAGGGCUCGAUCCAAGGGCGAGGGGGCCGCGCGGGGGGCAGUGGCGGUGGCGCGGAGGACGCACGCCACGUGUUCGACGAAUUGCUCCGUCGUGGCAUACCAGAUGUCUUCUCCUACAAUAUUCUUCUCAACGGGCUGUGUGAUGAGAACAGAAGCCAAGAAGCUCUCGAGUUACUGCACAUAAUGGCUGAUGAUGGAGGUGACUGCCCACCUGAUGUGGUGUCGUACAGCACCGUCAUCAAUGGCUUCUUCAAGGAGGGGGAUCUGGACAAAAUGCUUGACCAGAGGAUUUCGCCAAAUGUUGUGACCUACAACUCUAUUAUUGCUGCGCUAUGCAAGGCUCAAACUGUGGACAAGGCCAUGGAGGUACUUACCACCAUGGUUAAGAGUGGUGUCAUGCCUGAUUGCAUGACAUAUAAUAGUAUUGUGCAUGGGUUUUGCUCUUCAGGGCAGCCGAAAGAGGCUAUUGUAUUUCUCAAAAAGAUGCGCAGUGAUGGUGUCGAACCAGAUGUUGUUACUUAUAACUCGCUCAUGGAUUAUCUUUGCAAGAACGGAAGAUGCACGGAAGCAAGAAAGAUUUUUGAUUCUAUGACCAAGAGGGGCCUAAAGCCUGAUAUUACUACCUAUGGUACCCUGCUUCAGGGGUAUGCUACCAAAGGAGCCCUUGUUGAGAUGCAUGGUCUCUUGGAUUUGAUGGUACGAAACGGUAUCCACCCUAAUCAUUAUGUUUUCAGCAUUCUAGUAUGUGCAUACGCUAAACAAGAGAAAGUAGAAGAGGCAAUGCUUGUAUUCAGCAAAAUGAGGCAGCAAGGAUUGAAUCCGAAUGCAGUGACCUAUGGAACAGUUAUAGAUGUACUUUGCAAGUCAGGUAGAGUAGAAGAUGCUAUGCUUUAUUUUGAGCAGAUGAUCGAUGAAGGACUAAGACCUGACAGCAUUGUUUAUAACUCCCUAAUUCAUAGUCUCUGUAUCUUUGACAAAUGGGAGAAGGCUGAAGAGUUAUUUCUUGAAAUGUUGGAUCGAGGCAUCUGUCUUAGCACUAUUUUCUUUAAUUCAAUAAUUGACAGUCAUUGCAAAGAAGGGAGGGUUAUAGAAUCUGGAAAACUCUUUGACUUGAUGGUACGAAUUGGUGUGAAGCCCGAUAUCAUUACCCUUGGCAGGUAA